AUGAGUGCUCUCAAUUUCAAAGCUGCCGGCAAUAGUAAUGGAACCGCAGGAGCACUACCUAUACAACAACUUCCUCCGGCGGUCCCGGCUGCCACGGCGCCCGCGAAGCAUUUUGCGGAACAGGGCUACUUGCGGCGCAGCCAGCUGUUGAUUCACCACGAGACGAAUUUGACGAUGUGCCUGAUGUUUCUGACCAGCAUCAUGUUUGCGUGGUACGGCAUUCGGCAGGCGGUCAGCACGUACAAAGUGACCCCCCGGGCGCGGGACCUGAUGCGGCGGUUCGGGUUUUUCGAUUAUUUAGACCACGGGGGGACGGCGGACGAGAAGGCAACGUGCUUACGCCUGAUUUUGUCCCACAGCUCCAAAGACCUCUCCACCAUCAUUGCGGACUGCAGCCACGUGCCCGGGCAAGUGCUCACCGCGUGUCUGUACAUCGCGUCGAUCCUGGUUACCACGGUGGAUUUCAACAUCAUCAACUACGCGCGGACGGACGGGACCUGGUUUCUGUACGUCGCCGUAAACUGGAUCCGGAAGUGCAGUUUGCUGUGUUUGAUUAUGGUCCUCGCAUUCCCCUUACCCAAAGACGACCAGUUCUGGACGAUUUGCGCGGUAUCGAGUGCAAAAAUGUCUUGGUCUGGAAAAAUUGGAAUCUGUAAUGCGUGUCCUCCACUCCUGUAAAAUCUAAAUCUGUUGUAUUGCGCGACCGACAAAAGCGCGAAUUCUUUGUCAUGCAAAAACGCAGUUUCUCAUGCGGAUUACACAUGAGACGGCGACCUGAAAAUUUGUCAUGCUUGGCUGCACUCAGGGGUGUGCUCAGUCAUCGCCACUUGGCACCAGAAAUUUCCAGACCCAGAUAUAUUUGCAAUGCAUACGCGGAGUCGCACGACAAAAAGCAGAUGGACCGCAAGGAGAUCCGGAAAAAUAUGGCGUUCUCAACUGUUACAUUCUCAAGUGUUACAUGGAUUUGUCAUGCAAGAAUGGGAAAAGUGAAAGGAGGAAGAUUGCGCCUUUUGCAUUACAAGUUUGGCGCAGAUUUAGAUGCUGUUUAGCCCUUCCGAUAUUUGUCAUGCGAAGCAGCUCGAUCAUCUGCCAGCUGAAGGCACUUUUGCAUGACAAAUCCAUGUAACGGUUGAGAAUGUAACGUUUGAGAGCGCCAUAAAAAACAUCCGGAACCGAACAGUCGAGCCUUUCGUGAAGUGCCAGUGGCACAACCUCGCGGCCUGUUCCGUCGCGACCCUGACGCCGAUCAACCUGUUGAUGUUGGUCAUCGACUUUGUGCACUUCUUUUCCGAGAUCCCCUUCUACCAAAACAGCUUUUCCCAGGCGGACACGAAGGCGGAAUUGUAUGAAUUUCUCAAGGACGGGACGGUCCGGGGGGAAGCGAAGGUGCCUGUGAU
Messenger RNA from Amoebophrya sp. A120, 1397 nucleotides. The record is from the annotation of a GenBank genome assembly. Lineage: Eukaryota; Dinophyceae; Syndiniales; Amoebophryaceae.